AUCCGAUUGCGCCUGCGUACACCACGUAUGCUUCUCCCUGAUCUGGCUGGAUGCUAAAGCGGACUAGCUGGCUAGUCAACGCCACUCAGCGGGCUUCCAGCAGCAGUAGCAGAGUAGCGGGUGGACGGACGGAGGUGCCGCAGCGGCGAAAGACGCUUGGACGUCGCCGCGACUGACGAAAUGCCCGGCCAGCAGUUCCAAUACGAUGACAGCGGCAACACGUUCUUCUACUUCCUUACGUCGUUCGUGGGACUCAUCUUGAUCCCGGCCACCUAUUACCUGUGGCCACGGGAUCAGAAUGCUGAGCAAUUGCGUCUGAAGAGCCUGCGUCGGGUGCACGGCAGGUGCCUGUGGUAUCGUCUGCGACUGCUCAAGUCCCAGAAGAGCAUCGUCCCCAGACUCAAGAAAGCAGCCUUCUUGUUUGGCUGGCUCAUCUUCCUGCUGCUUGCCUACAAGGUGUCUAAACUGGACCGGGAGUACCAGGAAUAUAAUCCCUAUGAAGUUCUCAACUUGGACCCGGGCUCGUCGCUAUCGGAAAUCAAGAAGCAGUACCGCGUGCUGUCGCUGAAAUUCCACCCGGACAGAGGCGGCGACGAGGCCACGUUCAUGAGGAUCGCCAAAGCUUACGCCGCUCUCACCAAUGAGCAGUCCCGAAAGAACUGGGAAAUGUACGGCAACCCGGAUGGUCCAAGCGCAACCAGUUUUGGCAUCGCCCUGCCUGCCUGGAUCGUGGACCAGAAGAACUCCAUGCUGGUGUUGUUGGUAUACGGUCUGGCCUUCAUGGUUAUCCUUCCUGUUGUGGUGGGCAUGUGGUGGUACCGCUCCAUCCGAUACAGCGGAGACCAAAUCCUCAUCAACACCACUCAGCUCUUCAUGCACUUCAUGUACAAGACCCCCAACAUGAACAUGAAGCGUUUGGGCAUGGUGCUGACAGCAGCAUUUGAGUUUGACCCUCGCAGCAACAAAGAAGCCACCAUCCGACCCGCCGACAACAUCAAAGUGCCCCUGUUGAUUUGUAAGCUGGGAAACAUCAACGUGAAGAAGAAGGAGCCUCCCUUCUGCUACCCGUACAGCCUGAAGGCCCGAGUGUUGGUCCUCUCUCACCUGGCGCGCAUGGAUGUGUCCGAGGAGCUGAAGGAAGAUCAGAGAUUUGUGGUGAGGAAGAGUCCGGCUCUGCUCCAGGAGAUGAUCAACGUGGGCUGUCAGCUCACCAUGAUGGCCAACAGCAGAGGAGGUUUCCACGCUCCUCGCCUGGUCACCAUCGAGAACUGCAUGAAGCUGACCCAGAUGAUCGUGCAGGGCCUGCAGGAGUCCAAGUCGCCCCUGCUGCAGCUGCCCUACUUCGAGGAGGAGCACCUCCGCUACUGCAUCUCCAAGAAGUACAAAGUCCGGAGUCUGCAGGACCUGGCGAGACUCAAAGACUCGGACCGACGUAGCAUGCUGCACUUUAUGGGCGAGAAGUACGACGAGGUCAUGGCCGUGCUGGGCAGCUUCCCUCACAUCACCAUGGACACCAAACUGCAAGUCCUCGACGACGAAGACAGCAGCAACAUCACGGCCGGCUCCAUCGUCACAGUUACGGUCACCUUGACCAGAAAACGAAUGGUGGAGGUGUUUGAAAAGGAGCAGGAAGCCUUACUGUGUCCUGGAGAGGAGACGGCCCCCGCAGAGGAAGUGCAGGGAGACGCCAGUAAAGCAAAAGCGAAGCAAGUGUGGCAGAACAAGAACAAAGGCACCAAGAAGACAGCAAAGUCCAAGAAGAAAAAGCUGACCAAGAAGAAGACCACGCCGGCGCUGGCAAAAACCAAGCAGGCCAACGGAAGCGUGGCGGGAAGCGAGGCGCCGUCGGCGGCCAAGGAGGAGGAGGAGGAAGAGGUCUCGGACAAAGGCAGCGAGUCGGACGAGGGCGAGACCAGCAAAUACUCUCCCCGCGAGAGAGACGAAGACAGCGACAAGCAAAGCGACACAGAGGUGGACGAGAUGGCCGGAGACGACGAGGAGGAGUGGAAGGCGCUGCAGCAGAGCAUCCAGCGGCGAGAGCGCGCCCUGCUGGAGACCAAGUCCAAGGUGACGCACACGGCCUACAGCCUUUACUACCCCGAGGAGAAGCAGGAGUGGUGGUGGCUCUACAUCGCCGACCGGCGGGACCAGACCCUCGUGUCCAUGCCCUACCACGUCUGCACGCUGAAGGACACCGAGGAGGUGGAGCUGAAGUUUCCGGCGCCAUCCAAAACGGGCAACUACCAAUAUUCCGUCAUCCUGCGUUCGGAUUCCUACUUGGGACUGGACCAGAUCAAACCACUCAAGCUGGAGGUGCACGAGGCGAAGGCCAUGCUGGACAACCACCCGCAGUGGGACAUCCCCGACACGGAGGAGGAGGACGAGGAGCAAGAGGACAGCGACGGCAUCGAGGAGAGCGAAGACGGCGACGACGAGGACGACGACUGAACACAUACUCCGUCAGCAUCCCUCCCGCACAUCUCAACUGUAUUUAUAGAGCACUUU
This is a messenger RNA of Hippocampus comes (tiger tail seahorse), 2505 nucleotides long. It is a transcript of the gene sec63, whose product is annotated as SEC63 homolog, protein translocation regulator. The coding region runs from base 181 to 2448 and encodes 755 amino acids. The transcript is spliced from 19 exons. NCBI's taxonomy places the organism in Eukaryota, Metazoa, Chordata, Actinopteri, Syngnathiformes, Syngnathidae. Gene Ontology annotation, molecular function: RNA binding; transmembrane protein transporter activity. Gene Ontology annotation, biological process: SRP-dependent cotranslational protein targeting to membrane; post-translational protein targeting to endoplasmic reticulum membrane. Gene Ontology annotation, cellular component: Sec62/Sec63 complex. The record is from RefSeq and is a predicted model, not a curated record.